Aspergillus ibericus CBS 121593 is the source of this 842-nucleotide messenger RNA. Its product is annotated as DUF2985 domain-containing protein. The record is from RefSeq and is a predicted model, not a curated record. Bases 103 to 798 code for a protein of 231 amino acids. Lineage: Eukaryota; Fungi; Ascomycota; Eurotiomycetes; Eurotiales; Aspergillaceae. The transcript has a single exon.
UUUUUAUUUAAGUCAUCGCUAGUUCCUUUCUUCGACUAACAAAUAUGCAGGAACUCCAUCCCUGUCUCCUUUCUCUUUUCCACCCUAUAUCAAACUACAACAAUGGCCCCCACAACCCAGCAGCCAACUAAAACGCAAGCCUUCCUCCACUGGACCCUCACCCCACUCGGCAUCUUCACCAUCAUCUACGGCCUAAACAUCAUAGCCUGGGGCGGGAUGCUCUUCCUCCUGAUAUGCAAUGCCGCCCCCGCCAUGUGCCAUCCGAGCUGCUCGGCUGAAAACUCCCCCCGUCAGAUCUGGAUCGAAAUCGACUCUCAGAUCCUCAACGCUCUGUUUUGCGUCACAGGGUUUGGACUCGCUCCGUGGCGUAUCCGGGAUGUCCAUUACUGGUGUCGUUGGCGGCUAGCUGGUUCUAUGACAGGAUUGACUCGUCUCUCCCAGACACAUGACGGCUGGUUCGUCCUUGAUUCUCAAUAUCCCGGGAUGGAUAUGUCUAGUAUCGACGCGGACUCGGUUGAGCUGCUCAAGGGAUGCACCAGUCCCACCCCGCUGUGGAAGAUGGAUGCGGUGGUAUGGGGGAAUAUGCUGAAUACGGUGUUUCAGGUGUGUCUGGCUGUGUGUAUGUGGGCUAUGAAUCGGUUUACGCGGCCGAGUUGGACGACGGGGCUGUUUGUCUGUCUGGCUUGUCUGGUGGGAGCGGUUGCGGGGGUGGUUGUAUGGUUGGAGAAGAGACGGUGUCGACUGUCCAAGGUCUCGUGCAAGCUGAGUAGUGACUCGGAUAGUGUGGAGAAGGUGUGAUGGAAUGGUGUAUAUUGUUAUGAAUUGAUGGCUAUAUAAUAGAA